CCCACUCCCGUUUUAAUCUAAUCCUUUCUCCUGUUCCCAUUCUUUCGCAUUUUCAAGUCGACCGGUUCGACCACCAGACCUUUCUCUUCUUGCUGUUUUUCCCUUCCUUUUCCACCUUACGUCUCUCCCAUACACAAGUUCCUUUUUUCUCUCGUGUCAUCCUUGCUCCAUACCCGAAAAGGAUUUAAGAACCGAAAAAUCGUAUCGGAAAAGAAAAGAAAAGAAGGAAAAAAAAAAGAUAAAUCAAGUCAAUAUGCAGAACAUCAGCAUCCUCACUGUUUUCACUCUCUUCUUUGCUGCCCUCGCCAUCGCGGCCCCGGUCGUCGUUGAGCGCCAGAUUACACCCGUAGGCACCAACCAGUACGGUGACGACGGCGUCCCAUCAAAGACCGACGGCUCCGGCCAAGUUGUCCCGGUUGUCCCAGGCACCGCAAAGGGUGUCUCCGGGGCCCAAUAAAGCGGCUCAGUGCGCACUCUCGGGACAUGCUAUAAAUGUACAAUAUCACUUCUCCAACCAUCUCAUGCCAUGUCCCAGAACUUGCUCGCCAUCUCUCGUCUCGUCUGAAAACAAAUCGUAUCGUUCAUGCAUUUCUUCUCUCUCUCAAUUCAAAUUCUGCACCUCCUUUCCUCUACCUUCCCGGGUGUAAAUUUUUUUUGACGACUUUUUAUCCCAAUAACUUGCCAACCCGCCUCCAAAGACCAAUUUCGAGAACGGGUGACGCACGGUUUUCUUUUCUUUCUACUCUUCUAGAUUAUGAUUUUUCGGCUUCUUUUUUCUUCUUCUUUUUCCUUUGUUGUACGGGGCAAUUCAGCAUGGGCAUGAGUACUCGAUAGUAGAGGAAGGCACCAGUGUGGGGAUUUGCUAGUGGUGGAUUGGGAAAUAUUUCUUUCUUUUGGGGUCUUGAUGACUUUCGCUACCUUUUUUAUUCUCGUUUUUUCGCUUCUUUGCAUCCCUUUGUUCGGCUUGGUCAUGCGGAAAUUAUGGGAUUAAAUUGGGAUUUUUUUUUUGGUGGGUUGUGUUGUGGUCUUUUGUGUCGGGGUCGUAAACUAGUAUAAUUAACCCAAAUACUUGAUCGACUCGAUACAAAAUAUAUACGGUAAUCUCA
Molecule: messenger RNA, 1106 nt
Organism: Tuber melanosporum (Perigord truffle)
Lineage: Eukaryota; Fungi; Ascomycota; Pezizomycetes; Pezizales; Tuberaceae
Exons: 2
Coding region: 254-457 (67 amino acids)
Source: RefSeq, a predicted model, not a curated record